AUGGCUCCCUCUGUAACGUCCGACCAAGUGGUUAUUCCCCAAGCGGGAGAUUCCCCUCAGACUCAGGUUACUCUCGGUGGAAAGGUCAUUGCUAUCACCGGUGCCAACCGCGGUAUUGGUCUUGGUAUCGCCGAGUGCUGUCUUUCCAAUGGCGCAGCUAAGGUCUAUUCCAUUGACAUUGGAGAGACUGGAGAAGAGUUCAAUGCUGUCUCCAAGCGCUAUCCUGGCCAGCUGUUUGCUGUCACUGCUAAUGUGACCGACGAAUCAACCAUUACCGCCGCGAUCGAUAAAAUUAUCGAGGAAGCUGGUGCUCUCCACGGAAUGGUGGUCAACGCUGGUCGUACACAUCACAAGGCUGCUCUAGACUUCACCAAGGAGGAUAUUGAGACUCUGUUCAAUGUGAACCUCUUCGGGGCUUUCUACACCGCCCGCGCUGCGGCGCGUGCAUUUAUCAAGCUCGGAAUAAAGGGAUCUAUUGUCUUCACAGCAUCAAUGGCCUCCUAUCGCCCUAAUAAGCGCGUUCCUUCCACUCCCUAUGGUGCCUCCAAAGCAGGUGUACGAAACAUGACUCAUACUUUGGCAAUGGAGUGGGCACAAUACGGUAUUCGUGUUAACAGUGUAUCUCCUGGUCUAGUUAAGACCGCUAUGACAUACUGGGUGCCUCAGCAGCCGGACUGGGAACAGCAGCUCAAGUAUUAUGGUGGAUUCCCUAGGUUGGCUGAGGUACAGGAGCUCGGCGGUGCCUACGUGUAUCUUCUAAGCGAGGCCGCGAGCUACACUACCUCCAUUGAUAUUCCGGUGAAUGGUGUGAUUGGAAUUUGUUAA
Messenger RNA from Penicillium macrosclerotiorum, 825 nucleotides. Its product is annotated as NAD(P)-binding protein. The transcript has 4 exons. Lineage: Eukaryota; Fungi; Ascomycota; Eurotiomycetes; Eurotiales; Aspergillaceae. Gene Ontology annotation, molecular function: oxidoreductase activity, acting on NAD(P)H, oxygen as acceptor. The coding region runs from base 1 to 825 and encodes 274 amino acids. Gene Ontology annotation, cellular component: intracellular anatomical structure. The record is from RefSeq and is a predicted model, not a curated record.